AUGGAAGUCGCGACUGCGACAUACACGAAGACGGAAGCCGCCCCGCACGCUGCCGAGGAAGGCGCCAACAGCCAGAACCGCACUGCACACACCCUCACAGCCUGCUGUCGCUGCCGCACGCGCAAGACGAGAUGCGACCCUGGCCUGCCGCGAUGCGGUCCCUGCGAGCGCACAAACUCGCACUGCGAGUACUAUGACCCCACCAAGGGACGCAAGAUCCCCCGCAACUAUGUCGUGCAUCUCCAGCACAAGGUCCGCGACCUCGAGAAGCAGCUGGCUGAGCUCGAGCGCGACGACGUAGAGCCCGAUGCCGAGGAUGUCAUGCGCGGAGCCACAGCGGUGCGCGUGCAGGACACCGACGAGUCCAAAUUUCUGGGCCCGUCCAGCGGCAUCACCAUUACCAGACUGGUCAUGCAGCUCGCGAAGCAAUUCACCGAGUCCAAGAGCAUAUCCGAGAUUGUGCCCCACGCGCGCGCCAAGUCCAUCAAAGCCACUUUUGCGCAGGAGGACAAGCGACCAACUUCAAAAAUCUACCCGCUGGUCAGCGACGUCGCAGCCGAGGAGCUGCCCAACAGAAACCUCGCCAAUCUGCUCGUCGACCUGUUCUACUGCAAAGUGCACCCCAUGUACCCCAUCUUCCAUGAACCAACCUUCACCACCGACGUCGAAGAAGUGUACAAUGGCUCUACAGACCCCUACCAGAACUACUGCUUGCGAAUGGUCAUCGCCAUCAGCCUGCAAAAGAUGGACACGCAGUUUGCUGGCCUCGCCGACAGCUACUACCUCGCAGCCCUGAAGUACUUCGAAGCCGCCAUCAAGCCAAUGAACCUCAAGACGCUGCAGUGUUUCGCCCUAGUCGCCGGCUACUCGCUUCUUACGCCCACCAGGACCGCCGUCUACUACAUCAUUGGCCUCGGCGUCCGACUUUGUCAAGCCCUAGGACUGCACGAAGAGAAGACCAUCACUCUAGGCCCGCGCGGACAGCGAGCCGACCCUCUUGAGAUUGACAUGCGCCGCCGUUUGUUCUGGACUCUGCUCACCAUGGACUACGGCUUGUCGCACAGUCUGGGGCGUCCCGCUCACUUUGCCACCAGGCGUGAGCACAUUGACGUCAACUUUGGAGAGCUUGUCGACGAUGUCUUCAUCACCAAAGAGGGUAUCAAGCCCGCGCCCCAGGCCUCGCUCAAGAAAUGGAUUGGGAUCCACUUCUACAAGAUGCGCCUUCUGCAGCUAGAAAUCCGCAAGAUGCUGUACCAAAGGAAGAAGCCCGAACCCAAGGACGACCAGCACCCAUGGUUUGCCGAGAUGCAAAAAAAGAUUGAGGCCUGGCGGGACACAAGUCCUGAGAUGGACGGCGGCUCAGGCCUCAACAAAGUCUGGUUCAUUGGAAGAUACAACACCAUGGUCGUUUUCCUGUACCGUCCCUCUCCACAAGUUCCGCAGCCCUCGGUCCAAGCCGCGAUUCGAUGCUAUGAUGCCUGCCAGUAUAACAUUUAUAUGACCCAGAAGCAGAUUGAAACCAAGACCGUGGACAUGACCUGGAUCUUUGUGCAGGCCAUCUUCAUGUGCGUCAACACCAUGUUGUGGACACUCGCGUACUCCGAAGUUCGUCGCAUGCACAGCCGCGAAGAGGUGGAGAGCCACAUGAAGGUGGCGUUGGAGUCCAUCAGGCUAUCCUCCGAGCGUUGGCCCGGCGUCGCAUCAGCCAUGGAACUCUACUACAACCUUAUCGAGGCCUGCAUGAAGAUAUUCGACAAGGACGGUGACGUCCCCAUCACAGCCGGAUCACCAUCAGACACAGCGUCUGUCGUGUCAAGCAACAUGGUAGAUGGCAUCAAUCGAUCACGGACAACGAGCCCCGCAACGGCGUCCACGGCAUCGGUGAGCACGCCUCCCGAUAAAAUGUCCGCGCCGUUCGGCUAUUUACCAAACCAGAAUCAGCAGAUUUUCAACUUUGCAAAUGGUCAAUCAAAUGGCACGAGUCCAUUUGCAUCGUCACCAAACACGCAGCAGGCUUCGCUCCACACGUCGCCACAACAGCCGCAACUGCACACCUACACCGAGAUGAGCCCAAAGACCUCGAUCGAUUCCGCCCUACCAAUGUACAGCUACCCACCAACCACUCAAUUCGCAUCACUGCCCACGACCUUUACCGAGCUUCCCCGGUGGACUCCAAACUUCUCAAUGCCUCAACAAGAUCCCUUUGGUCAGGCUACAAUGCCGCUUACGUCGCCAUUCUACAACGAAGCAUAUGCUGCGAACCAAGGAUACGAAGUGGCAGACUAUCUGAAUCCCGGUUGGAGUCAAGAAGCUAGGGGUCAGGGGCUGAAUCAGCAGCAGCAGAUGCAACUGAUGCAGGACUUUGAGAUGCACGAAACCAGCAAGAUUGAAGAGAUGAUUCAGCAGAGCAACCAGCUAUUCCGCCCUCCUCACCUACAAACAUUCUGA
Messenger RNA from Parastagonospora nodorum SN15, 2448 nucleotides. RefSeq lists its product as hypothetical. The record is from RefSeq and is a predicted model, not a curated record. Gene Ontology annotation, biological process: DNA-templated transcription; positive regulation of transcription by RNA polymerase II. NCBI's taxonomy places the organism in Eukaryota, Fungi, Ascomycota, Dothideomycetes, Pleosporales, Phaeosphaeriaceae. Gene Ontology annotation, molecular function: zinc ion binding; DNA-binding transcription factor activity, RNA polymerase II-specific; sequence-specific DNA binding. The coding region runs from base 1 to 2448 and encodes 815 amino acids. The transcript is spliced from 4 exons.